Molecule: messenger RNA, 342 nt
Organism: Dibothriocephalus latus
Lineage: Eukaryota; Metazoa; Platyhelminthes; Cestoda; Diphyllobothriidea; Diphyllobothriidae
Source: the annotation of a GenBank genome assembly
GCGGCAACGUCCAUCAGCACAGUGGAAGGUUCACAGCAACCCAUCAGUGUGCCAGUUCGCGGUGGACGUUAUGAUGUUCUUCUGCGGGAACGUCAGUGCAAAGCAGUGUACUGGGAGGAGGAGCGCAGUGAGGUUCGGCGAGCCACCUGGUUUUUCAAACCCCAGAAUGAGCAACGAGUUCUACCCUUUUCUGAAGCCAUGUGUUCUCGACUGGAAGAGCAAUAUCGGAGGGCCGUGGAGUCGGGAACCUGGGGACAGAAGUUUGGCUUGCCCUCGGAAGAAGACGAGGCUGUCUCCGACACCUUCGUUUUCCACAGUCCAGAGGUAAGACCGAACUUCUAG